GUGAGAGCUCGGGGGCAGUGGCGCUCUCAAAGGGGCACCAUCAACACACUGUCCAGCCCGCCACGUAGAGCUGAAACCAUCGGUCAAAUUUGAAAGGAAAGAGAGAAAAAACGUUUCAUUGGGAGGAAAUGUCUCGACAGCGAAGUGCUCCCCCCACGUGAAUUCCCGAAGUGGGUUUUGAAGUGAUUAUUCUUAGGACUCGAGAUCCAGCAAACAUGUCAGGAAAAUCCGAUGGGAAAAAGAAGUGGGCGGCAGUCAGAGGCCGCCUGGGCUCCUCGCAGGACUCUGACACCCAGCAGGAGGCCAACCUGGAAAGCGCCGAUCCAGAGCUGUGCAUCCGACUGCUGCAGGUUCCCACCGUGGUCAAUUACUCUGGGCUGAAGCGGCGUCUGGAAGGCAGCGAUCAGACCUGGAUGGUUCAGUUCUUGGAGCUAAGCGGCUUGGACCUCCUCCUGGAGGCCCUGGACCGGCUCUCUGGGCGAGGAUGUUCCCGCAUCGCGGACGCUCUGCUGCAGCUCACAUGCGUCAGCUGUGUCCGUGCUGUGAUGAACUCCUCUGCUGGGAUCCACUUCAUCAUAGAGAACCAGGGAUACAUCCGCAAGCUCUCACAAGCCCUGGACACCUCCAACAUCAUGGUGAAGAAGCAGGUGUUUGAGCUCCUCGCUGCCCUCAGUAUGUUCUCCUCAGAUGGUCACCGCCUGGCUCUUGAUGCUCUGGAUCACUAUAAGGGCGUGAAGAUGCAGCAGUAUCGCUUCAGUGUGAUCAUGAACGAGCUGCAGGCCACAGACAACGUCCCUUACAUGGUCACGCUUCUCAGCGUCAUCAACGCACUCAUCUUCGGCACAGAUGAUCUCAGGCAGAGAGACAAGAUGAGAAAUGAGUUCAUUGGCCUCCAGUUACUUGAUAUACUGCCAAAGUUAAGGGAGCAGGAGGAUGAAGACUUGAUCAUUCAGUGUGAAGCUUUUGAGGAGUCGAUGGCUGAAGAUGAGGAGGAGCUGUUGAGGGUGUACGGGGGAAUCGACAUGAGUGAUCACCUGGAGGUUUUCACCGCACUCUUUAACAAGGUGAGCAGCUCUCCUGCUUCCCUUCAGCUGCUCUCCAUCCUGCAGACGUUGUUGGUGCUGGGACCGAGUCGCACCGAUAUUUGGCUGGCCCUUGAGGCCCUCACAAAUAGAGCCAUCCUGUUGGCCCAAGACUCUUGUUUGGAGUCCUGUGAGAAGAUCCUGCAGCGGCUGAUGUUCUCCAAACGGAGAAGCUGUGAAGGUUAUCAUGAAGUGGACGCGUCUGUGCUGAGGGUGGAUAAGGCUGUGCAGACUGAUCCGGAUCACAAAGAGAAGCCAGACGGAAACAAAGGGUCCCCUCAGAGCUCAAUGUGUGCCUCUGCUGCUCCUCCGCCGCCGCCGCCUCCUCCUCCUCCUCCACCGCCGCUACCUGGAGGGCUUAACAUUCAACCACCACCACCACCACCACCUCCUCCUUUGCCUGGAAUGCCUCUACCACCACCCCUGCCUUGUGGUCCAGGUGUGCCUCCACCACCACCACCGCCGCCUCCUCCUCCACCAUUAGGGGGAAUGGGGCCCCCACCUCCUCCGCCCCCACCUGGAAUGCCUCCUCCACCACCUCCACCGGGUGGGAUAGUGGCUCAAAGUGGCCAAGCCCUGGGGUGUGCUGCACCUGGGACAUUGCGAAGGUGUCCCACUCUGAAGAUGAAAAAGCUCAACUGGCAGAAGCUCCGCUCUGUUACAGACGGUCCCUCCAUGUGGACUUCAGUGCAGAAGGAUCCGCCUCCUCAUGAACCGGACUACAGCAGCAUCGAGGAGCUGUUCUGCCUCCCUGUGACGGAGUCCAAAGACAAGGGGGCAGCUGCACCCAUCAAGAAGGAGCCGAAAGAGAUAACAUUUAUUGACUCAAAGAAAAGCUUGAAUAUCAAUAUAUUUUUAAAGCAGUUCAAAUGCACAAACGAGGAUUUUGUGGCGAUGAUCAAGAGUGGAGACCGGCGCAAGUUUGACGUGGAGGUGCUGAAACAACUUCUCAAGCUGCUACCAGAGAAGCACGAGAUUGAGAACCUGAAAUCUUUCCAAGGAGAAAAGGAGAAGUUGGCAAAUGUUGACCGUUUCUACAGCGCUCUCCUCACUGUGCCAUGUUAUAAGCUGAGAAUUGAGUGCAUGCUGUUGUGUGAGGAGACUGCAUCCAUGUUGGAGAUGCUCAGGCCUAAAGUGAAGCUGUUGGACGAGGCCUGUCAUUCCAUCAGAACGAGCACACUUAUACCCAGCUUCUGCAGGCUUAUCCUUGACGUGGGCAAUUUCUUGAACUACGGAAGUCACACGGGGAAUGCCGAGGGGUUCAAGAUCAGCUCCCUGCUCAGGCUCACAGAGACUAAGGCUAACAAGAGCCGCGUCACUCUGCUUCAUCACAUCUUGGAGGAAGCAGAGGAGAACCACCCAGAGUUGUUGGCACUGCCGGAUGAAAUACAGAUAUGUCAGAAAGCAGCAGGAGUCAAUCUGAAUUCUGUUCAGUCGGAGUGCAGUGUGUUACUGAAACAACUGACCGAAGCGACCAAGAAAGUUUCCAACUCUGACGAUGAAGUGAAGGAACAGUAUUCUAAAAUUCUUCAGGAAAAUCUGGAGACCUGUAGUGUUUUGGGUGAGAGAUUUGCUGAGAUUGAGAAGAAGAGAAGCGAGCUGGCCGUCUACUUGUGCGAAGACGCAAAUCAGCUGUCGCUGGAGGAACUCUUCGGGACCAUCAGUACUUUCCGAGACCUUUUCAUCAAGUCACUGAAGGAAAACAAAAUGAGGAAGGAGCAGGCUGCCAAAGCUGAGAAGAGAAAGAAGCAACUGGCAGAGGAAGAGUCCAAGAGGCAGAAGGGACACAAUGGAAAAAUAAUCAAAAAAGGCAUCGCUCCACAGAACGAUGGUUGCAUCAUUGAUCACCUCUUGGCGGAUAUCCGGAAAGGUUUCAGCCUAAGAAAGACCCGGCCAAGGUGCGAUUCGGAUAACCUCCCUACUAGUGAAAAACGUAGAGAUACCCGCUCGCCUGGUUCAAAUGUGAAGUCUGUCGACGAAAAGGCCGCCGAAGCACUUACCACGUCCUCCCCCGCCAAAACUCCGACAGAGGACCGGCGAGGGCUGACAGGAGAAGUGAACGGCUGCCUGUCCCCGUCAGAAGAAACUCAGACAGCACCCCGGCUCAAUACAGGGCAAGGAGGAACAGCUACUUCCCCGAUCACAACCCCAGGAGAGGCAGCCAUAACGGAUCCGAAACACCCGGGAUGUCUUGUGCCGCCACCGGAUGGUCCACGCCCAGACAAGCUCUCCACUUUAACGCUAGAUGUGAUCUCACCCCUGCCUCCGGCUGAAGCCCCUCUUCAAAUGCAUCUGCCCACAAAUGGCUUCUCGCUAGAUUCAAGUGAGACUAGUGUGCUGAGUCCAUCCACCCUCUCUGAUUUAGACCUGCUGGAGGUAGCGUUGGAUAGCACACCAUCUGAGAAGCUGAUGCCUGAGGAUGCAGCAGAUAUUGGCUCUCCAGUCAAGGAAAGUUUACCUAGCACAGACAUGUAUGUGAAGACUAGUGUGAGCAGCGUAACAGGAAGUGGGAGGGUGGAAACGUGUCCUAAGACACAGACUGUGGGGCAACAGAAGGCGCAGGUAGAGGGCACCAUUGCAAGAAAGUGCAGCCAAGAGGAAUUCAUCACACGCCUACCUUCAGACCCUAAAGUCAGUGUGACAGCUCUUGACGAGGGCAUCGGUGGGUGUGAUGUUCCAGAUGGGCCAGAGCCAGAUCUGCCAUCAGCGUCUGAAGCUGUACCCCCCUCCCUUAAACCGGAACCAAAGAAACAAGUGAGGCUCUUUAAGCGCACCAAACAAAAGAGUAAUCAAGGUAACAGUGGAAAAGGACACAGUAAACAUAAAACAGGCUGUGUGUUGCAGUGAGGUGAAACCAGAAAAAGAAAAUCAAGAGGAAAAAGAAAAUAUUAAGACUGAAGGGACGAUUUUAACUUUUUGUGAAUAAAAAUUAAACUUGACUGUUAAAGAGGAUUUCAAGAAGAUUUUCAACGAGAAGAAAGAGGACUCAUUGAGAUUGAUGGGAUUUUUUUUCACUGUGUGGGUGCCAAUGGGUCACUUUGUUUUUGUGACCAUCAAUGAAGUGAUAUUUAAAGGGGUAGGGGGGUAGAUCUUUAUAUGCUAUUGUAAUAUUCAGUGAAUGUGAUUUUUGCCAUAAGCUUGUGUUAAUUGGCAGCAUAAAAGAAGACUCAGUAUUGUAACAAAAUGUUUAAUUUAUCCAUCAAAGAUGAAUUUAUUUGCAUUUAUAUAUUCUAAAGAGAUGUUGGAAUGUAACUUUUAAUGUUAUAUUUUAAUAAAAUGUUGAUCUGUUA
Messenger RNA from Oryzias latipes (Japanese medaka), 4372 nucleotides. RefSeq names its product inverted formin 2 (gene inf2). Gene Ontology annotation, biological process: actin cytoskeleton organization. The record is from RefSeq and is a predicted model, not a curated record. Gene Ontology annotation, molecular function: small GTPase binding; actin binding. NCBI's taxonomy places the organism in Eukaryota, Metazoa, Chordata, Actinopteri, Beloniformes, Adrianichthyidae.